GGGAUUUCACAAAGUAGGUUCCCACUCCGGGUAGUGCUGGAGACCUUCCCCUCACUGCCUGGGGGAGGACCUGGCUCCGGGUAGGGACGGGGGCGGGUGGUGGGGGAUGUACGGGUGUGUAUAUGGAGAGGUGUGCCAGGCUCUGCGCCUUAAAGUUUGGGGGCCAGCGGAGGCGGCGCCGUGGCCGGGAGAAAGUGUCGCUCAUUUAGGAGCGUUUGCAGGUCCAGAUGAAGUCACUGAAGAGUGGAAACGAGGAAGGAAGGAGGAUGAUUAGACCUCAGCUGCGGCCUGCUGGGCUGGAACGAUGCCUCCUGCCGGGGCUGCUGCUGCUCCUGGUGCCCGUCCCCUGGGCCGGGGCUAAGAGGCUACAAGCCCAGCUGGCCUGCCCCGCGGUCUGCCAGCCUACGCGCUGCCGCUGCGCGCUGGGGACCACGCCGGUGUUCGACCUGUGCCGCUGCUGCCGCGUCUGCCCCGCCGCCGAGGGUGAAGUCUGCGGCGGGGCGCGGGGCCGGCCGUGUGCCCCGGGGCUGCAGUGCCUCCAGUCGCUGGACCCCUGGCUGCCCAGCACCUGCGGCUGCCCGACGCUAGGGGCGGCCGUGUGCGGCAGCGACAGACGCACCUACCCCAGCCUGUGCGCGCUCCGGGCGAACAACCGCGCCGCGCGCCGCUGGGGCGAGUUCCUGGCGGUGCCCGUGCAGUGGGGGGACUGCAGGGAUACAGGGACCAGGAGCGCAGGCCCGCUCAGGAGCAAUUACAACUUCAUCGCCCCGGUGGUGGAGACGGUGGCGCCAUCGGUGGUUCACUUGCAGCUGUGGCGCAGGUUACUUCCCGGCAGCAAGCCAGUUCCUGUGUACAGUGGCUCUGGGUUCAUAGUGUCUGAGGACGGGCUCAUUAUUACCAGUGCCCAUGUUGUCAUGAACCAGCAGGGGAUUGAGGUGGAGCUUCAGAGUGGGGCCCACUAUGAAGCCAUUAUCAAGGAUAUUGACCUUAAAUUGGAUCUUGCGGUGAUUAAGAUUGAACCGAAUGCUGACCUUCCUGUACUGUUGCUGGGCAGAUCAUCUGACCUUCGCGCUGGAGAGUUUGUAGUAGCUUUGGGCUGCCCUUUUUCUCUGCAGAAGACAGCUACUGCAGGAAUUGUCAGCACCACCCAGCGAGGAGGCAAAGAACUGGGGAUAGAGAAUUCAGAUAUGGACUACAUCCAGACUGAUGCCAUAGUUAAUCAAGGGAAUUCUGGUGGUCCUCUGGUGAACUUGGAUGGUGAUGUGAUUGGCGUCAAUACAUUGAGGAUGACUGAUGGAAUCUCCUUUGCAGUUCCUUCAGAUCGAGUUAGGGAGUUCUUGGCAGAAUACCAUGAGCGCCAGUUGAAAGGAAAAGCGUUUUCACAGAAGAAAUAUCUGGGUCUGCAAAUGCUGCCCCUCACUAUGCCCCUUAUUCAAGAAAUGAAAAUGCGUGAUCCAGCUUUCCCCAAUGUGAGUUCUGGGGUUUAUGUAUGUAAAGUGAUCGAAGGGACGUCUGCUGAAAGCUCUGGAUUGAGAGGCCACGAUGUAAUUGUCAACAUAAAUAGGAAACCUGUUACUACCACAACCGAUGUUGUUGAAGCUCUUGACAGUGAUUCCCUUUCCAUGGUUGUUCUCCGGGGAAGAAGUAAUUUGUUCCUGACAGUCACACCUGAAAUAAUCAAUUAAAUACCUUGCUUUAAAGUGGGAUUAUAAAAAAAAACAAAAAAACACAAAAAAACAAAAAAAACAGUUAUAUUACCUGGUUUGUAUGAAGAUGUACCAAACAUGAGGUUUCUGGAUCUUUUUCUUAUAAAGAAAAAUGGAUGGUAUCAACCCAAAGGCCCAUCAAUGACAGACUGGAUAAAGAAAAUGUGGUACAUAUACACCAUGGAAUAUUACACAACCAUGAAAAGGAAUAGUACUCUGUAGGAACAUGGAUGGAGCUGGAAGCCAUUAUCCUUAGCAAACUAACACAAGAACAGAAAACCAAAUGCUGCAUGUUCUCACUUAUAAGUGGUAGCCGAACAAUGAGAACACAUAAACAUAGGGAGGAGAACAACACAUACGGGGUCCUGGCAGGGGGUAGGGUGGAGGGAAAGGGAGAGCAUUAGGAAAAAUAGCUAAUGCAUGUUGGGCUUAACAUGCAGGUGAUGGGCUGAUAGGUACAGCAAACCGCCAUGGCACACAUUCACUUAUGUAACAGACCUGCAUAUCCUGCACAUGCACUGCAGAAAUAAAGAAAAAUGGUAAUCUUUUAUGAAAUUACAAUUAAAAAAGGAAAAUGGAGUUUUAAACACAUACAUACAUUCAGGGAUCAUUAGGUUGGGGUAUUAAUACUGUUCCCAAGAUGCCUGACUAUGCCAAGUGAGAGAAGAACAUGGUGCCAGGAAGUCUGGGGGAAAUGGUAACAUUUUAUUAAAGAUAAGAAACAACUAAAAAACAGGCAGUUUCUAAUUUAACCUUGAAAGAAGGACACUGCAGUAU
This is a messenger RNA of Cebus imitator (Panamanian white-faced capuchin), 2483 nucleotides long. It is a transcript of the gene HTRA4, whose product is annotated as HtrA serine peptidase 4. Gene Ontology annotation, molecular function: serine-type endopeptidase activity; protein binding. Gene Ontology annotation, cellular component: extracellular region. The record is from RefSeq and is a predicted model, not a curated record. Lineage: Eukaryota; Metazoa; Chordata; Mammalia; Primates; Cebidae. Gene Ontology annotation, biological process: proteolysis; programmed cell death; positive regulation of apoptotic process.